CAGGUCGAAGUCCAGCGAUCGCUGCAAGGCAGCUGCAGCCCGCAGUGCAUGACGUACUGGUCCGCCAAAUUCCAUCCCGCGUAACCUGCGAGGGCCGAGGAGCGGCUGGCAUUGGCUGUGAUUCGCCAGACACAUGUAACUAAUUUGACCCCAGUCGCGUUUUCUCGAGCCCAAGCGUCUGUCAGUCGCGCAGACUCGCGCUGGACGCCAAAGUCCAUCUAUCUUCCGCAAAGCUCUUGUUGUCCAUCUUCAGGGUCCAAUUGACAGGUUCUUCCCCGCGUUGCAGUUCGAUCUCAGGGUCCUUGAACCCAGCAAUCGCGCCCCAACGAUCGCCCACCUGCACAUCCGUCCAACAUGUGGCCCUUCUCAAGCUCCCCACCAGACGCUCCAAAGCCUAUCACGGCCCCGGCGACCGAGCAGCAAGUCCAGCUGCUCCCAGCAACAGGCCAAGCCCUGCCCCCCACACAAUCACAAUACAGCACGCCACCACCCACACAUGCACAGUCGACAGAAGCACCGCACGAUCCGGACUUCUACGCCGCACACCCACACCUCGCACCGCCCUCGCUCAGCACACCUCGCUCCACCCCCGAGCCCUCAAACGGCGAGCCCGAAUUCGACCCUACCCUGCCGCGCAGCAUGUCGUGCCGCGCCGCCUUCGACAGCGCGUUCUACUGCUCCUCGCUCGGUGGGCACUUCAAUGACAUAUACCGACACGGACAACUACGCAGCUGUUCGGAUCACUGGAGUGAUUUUUGGUUCUGCAUGAGGACGAAGAAUAGCUACUCGGGCCCGGAGAUCAAGGAGAGGCUGAUUCAGGAGCGGUAUGCCGAGAAGGAGAAGGCGCUCAAGGAGCGGCCAAAUAGUGAGGAUGUGUGGACGAGGAGAGGGGAGAGUGAGAGGGUCGAGAAGCCCUUUGCGCUGGCGGGGAAGGAUUGAGAGGGCUGGAUACGUGUAAAUCAAUCUGGGAAGGACGCAUGGUAGGCAUGAGAAUGGUGUAUGAUAUGUACGGGUGAAGGGUUGUCGUCAUUGCCCUAUGAUGCAAGAUAGAUGAUCAAGCGUAAAAAGGCACGCAGUGCGCGGUGAUACUGGCAAAUCGCUUUUCCCUUGGCGACUUCAGGGUGUGUAUGCUAAGUGGUGGAGAAGGCACAAGCACCUUGUUAGUUA
Didymella exigua CBS 183.55 is the source of this 1167-nucleotide messenger RNA. RefSeq lists its product as uncharacterized. Bases 355 to 939 code for a protein of 194 amino acids. The record is from RefSeq and is a predicted model, not a curated record. Lineage: Eukaryota; Fungi; Ascomycota; Dothideomycetes; Pleosporales; Didymellaceae. The transcript has a single exon.